CAGCAGUGGCACGCUUCGGUUCGGUUCCGUGUAUAUCCGUCAGUUUAAAGAUAAUCCAAAGAUAAUGUCAGAUGCAGAUAGCAAGUCGGGAGAUGUGGCUGCAACACAGCCGGUGGUGGAGCAGCACGAGCUGCAGCUGCUGCCUGUUGCCGCCACCACCAUCGAGGUGCCCAGCCUGGACAGCACCCCUAAGCUUUCGAAGCGAAACAGCUCCGAACGGAGCCUGCCCCUCAGGAGCUACAGCAAGUGGUCGCCCACGGAGCAGGGUGCCACGCUGGUGUGGCGGGAUCUGUGUGUCUACACCAAUGUGGGUGGCUCGGGCCGGGGCAUGAAGCGGAUCAUCAACAACUCGACGGGGGCCAUUCAACCGGGCACUCUGAUGGCUUUAAUGGGCUCGAGCGGUUCUGGAAAAACAACACUCAUGUCGACACUCGCUUUUCGACAGCCCGCCGGGACUGUGGUUCAAGGCGACAUUCUGAUAAACGGCCGGCGCAUCGGACCCUUUAUGCACCGCAUCAGUGGCUACGUCUACCAGGAUGAUCUCUUUAUUGGAUCGCUUACUGUGCUGGAGCAUCUUAACUUCAUGGCCCAUCUCCGUCUAGAUCGCCGCGUGUCCAAGGAGGAACGUCGCCUCAUCAUAAACGAACUGUUGGAACGGACAGGACUCCUUUCGGCUGCUCAAACCCGUAUUGGCAGCGGAGAUGACAAAAAGGUCCUGUCUGGAGGAGAAAGGAAACGCCUCGCCUUUGCCGUGGAGCUGCUGAACAAUCCGGUGAUCCUAUUCUGCGAUGAGCCCACCACAGGCCUGGACUCUUUCAGUGCCCAGCAGCUGGUGGCCACACUGUACGAGUUGGCCCAAAAGGGAACUACCAUUCUCUGCACCAUCCACCAGCCCAGCUCGCAGCUGUUUGAUAAUUUCAACAACGUUAUGCUGCUGGCCGAUGGACGAGUGGCCUUCACAGGAUCCCCCCAGCAUGCUCUGAGCUUCUUUGCCAAUCAUGGAUACUACUGCCCCGAAGCCUACAAUCCGGCAGAUUUUCUCAUUGGAGUCCUGGCCACAGAUCCUGGCUACGAGCAGGCUUCCCAGCGCUCUGCCCAGCACUUGUGCGACCAGUUUGCUGUUAGUUCUGCGGCCAAGCAAAGGGAUAUGCUUGUGAAUCUCGAGAUCCACAUGGCCCAGUCGGGGAACUUUCCCUUCGACACGGAGGUGGAGUCCUUCAGGAGCGUAGCCUGGUACAAGCGGUUCCACGUGGUGUGGAUGCGUGCAUCGCUUACCUUGCUAAGGGAUCCCACAAUUCAGUGGAUGCGAUUUGUCCAAAAGAUAGCCAUGGCUUUUAUUAUUGGAGCCUGCUUUGCCGGCACGACAGAGCCCUCCCAGCUGGGAGUUCAGGCUGUACAGGGGGCACUCUUUAUAAUGAUUUCCGAGAAUACCUACCAUCCCAUGUACUCUGUGUUGAACUUGUUUCCUCAGGGUUUUCCGCUUUUUAUGAGGGAAACGAGAUCAGGAUUGUACUCUACUUGGCACUAUUAUGCGGCCAAUAUUUUGGCAUUGCUACCAGGAAUGAUUUUAGAGCCCCUGCUUUUCGUCAUAAUAUGCUAUUGGAUAACUGGUCUUAGAUCCACUUUCUAUGCCUUUGGAGUCACGGCCAUCUGCGUGGUUCUGGUAAUGAAUGUGGCCACCGCUUGUGGCUGCUUCUUCUCCACUGCCUUCAAUUCUGUUCCAUUGGCUAUGGCCUACUUGGUGCCUCUGGACUAUAUAUUCAUGAUCACCUCUGGUAUCUUUAUACAAGUGAACUCCUUACCUGUUGCCUUUUGGUGGACGCAGUUCCUCUCCUGGAUGUUGUACGCCAAUGAAGCCAUGACCAUUGCCCAAUGGUCCGGAGUACAGAAUAUCACUUGCUUCCAGGAGAGCGCAGACUUGCCGUGCUUCCACACUGGCCAGGAUGUCCUGGACAAGUACAGCUUCAACGAGAACAAUAUCUACCGGAAUAUCCUGGCCAUGGUGGGCCUCUACUUUGGUUUCCAUCUGCUGGGAUACUAUUGCCUGUGGCGACGGGCCCGAAAGCUGUGAGGAGAACUGUGUAAAUAGAAGAAUUUUCCGGAGCUAUGUCUUCGAUAUAAUAAACAAUUUGUAGAGUUUCCAAAUAAAUUGCGCCCUUUAUUAACACGU
Messenger RNA from Drosophila bipectinata, 2170 nucleotides. It is a transcript of the gene st, whose product is annotated as ATP-binding cassette transporter scarlet. Lineage: Eukaryota; Metazoa; Arthropoda; Insecta; Diptera; Drosophilidae. Gene Ontology annotation, biological process: transmembrane transport. Gene Ontology annotation, cellular component: cytoplasmic vesicle membrane; plasma membrane. The record is from RefSeq and is a predicted model, not a curated record. Gene Ontology annotation, molecular function: ATP hydrolysis activity; ATP binding; ABC-type transporter activity.